This is a messenger RNA of Pelmatolapia mariae (spotted tilapia), 1194 nucleotides long. It is a transcript of the gene prr13, whose product is annotated as proline rich 13. The transcript has 4 exons. The record is from RefSeq and is a predicted model, not a curated record. NCBI's taxonomy places the organism in Eukaryota, Metazoa, Chordata, Actinopteri, Cichliformes, Cichlidae. The coding region runs from base 143 to 649 and encodes 168 amino acids.
CCCAAAGGGCGUGGCUUCCUGGUGUGCUUCUUUAAGCCUUCCGGGAGCUGGAUGCGGAAGACAAACACGAAACUGCUCUUUCGGAAUUCCUGAAACUUCACUGCAAUCGAGGAUUUUUCUGUUAGGUCAGUAUAUAUAAACCAUGUGGCCAAAUCAAGGUCCUCCUCCUCCAGUCGGCCCACCAAAUCCUGCCUUUCCUCCUGGCUACAAUCCUGCUUAUCCUGCUGCCCCUCCUCCAGGAGCAUUCCCCCAGCCUCCACCUCCAUAUUCUGCUGGCCAGUUCCCAGCUCCUAUGAAUCCAGCCAUGGGACCACACGGUGCACCAGGGGCGAUGCCUUAUGGAGCUCCUGGACUUCACCCUUAUCCUAUGGCUCCAGGUGGAUAUCCAGUUGUUCCUCCUGCAGGUGUUCACCCAGGUCCAUAUCCACACUCCCCAAAAAGCGGCAAACACAAAGGUUGUCAUCCUCAUCAUGGAGGGCUAAAUCCCAUGUCUGGAGCCUUAGCCGGGGGAGUUGCAGGAAUGGGAAUGGGGCUAAUGGGGCACAAAGCAAACAAAAAGAUGCACAAGAAGAUGAAAAAGGCACACAAACAUAAGCACUACAAACAUGGCAAGUCCUCCAGCAGCAGCAGCAGCAGCGACUCAGACUGAGGCGACUGGUUUGAAGCAUGGCUUUCACAAAAAAAGCUGUGUAACAACAGCACAGCGCAACUAUUAACUACUAACAGUUAACUGUCAAUGCAUUAAAGCAGUUCUUAUAGCCUUUUGCAGAUUUUUGCUGAGUCGCAGCAAAUCUCACAUGUUCACUAGAAAUGUAUGACACUAGAAAUGCAUACAGCAGCUCUUUUUUUGUGUGUGUGUUACUGUCAUAACUUUCAUCGGCACUGGGAUUCCACCUCAUGUUGAAUUUUACUUUGGUUUGUGGUUUUUAGGUGAAAUGUUGCAAUUUAUCUACUAUUACUAUUCUCUAAUAUUACAAUUACAAACAUGUAGAUAACUGAAAAAGAGACUGCAGCACUGUGCAGAUGGAUUUUCUUAAUGUAAUUAAGUUAAAAGGGAUAGAAAAUAUAGUUAAUUAAAAGUAUACUGUCUAUAAUUGUUUUUUUAAUUUUAUGAUCACUACUGUGCAUAGCUGCAGAAAAAACCUGUUGCUUGUUAAUAUUGUUCAUUUUAAAGUUAAAUAAAUUGUAUUAAUA